UACAACGGGAGGACUACGCUAGAUGCUCGGCCAGUACAACAUGUGACUUCGCGGCUUCACCGCGGACGGACGCAAUCGACGCAAUCUCUUCAGCAACAGACGGGAGAGAGUAUAGAGCCAUAGAGACAUCACAUACACUCACCCUAUAGUGCUGCGCGACGACCUGUCGUCGCAAGGUGCAACUGUGACCUGUGUGAUCAACUUGAAAUAGAUAUUCCACAGACAAUCAAAGUGUUGCCUCCACGUGCGAGGAAGAAGAAGGCAUUAUGCCCUUCUGGAAUUACGCGAAAGAGGACAUCAUGGUGCUCACAGAUGAGCCAUACAAUCUGAAAUACAUGCCGACGAGACGGAACAUUCUUAGCGCGUUGCGAUGGUUAGUGAAAGACGCCCAGCCUGGAGAUUGCUUAUUCUUUCACUACUCUAGACAUGGAGGACGAAUCGUCGACUUGGAUGGUCGCCGUGUGGAUGGUCACCGUGUAGAUGGAUUUGAGAAGGUUGACUGGGAACGCGCUGGUGAGAUUGUGAGCGAGGACUUAUACGACGUGAUGGUCAAACCCCUACCCGCUGGCUGCUGCCUUAAUGCGUUGUUUGAUUCAUGUUAUUCUGGAUCCGUCCUUGAUUUGCCGUACAUCUAUCAACCCAGUGAUCACUUGAAACAGCAUGCUGCGAACUCUCGAGCUCUUACAAAGUACCCGCAAGCUCAUGUGGUAUUGUUUGCAAGCUGUAGUGACUUCCAAGGUAGCGGGGGCGUUAUCAUAAGGGGUGGAGAGUUUCUUGGAGCCAUGUCCUCUGCCUUCAUCUCGUCCCUUACGACCAACCCAACCCAGACAUAUUUGCAGGUACUUGCGUCUGUGCAGGUUAUCUUACGUCGGACUCAGAGGCAGACGCCGCAGCUGUCGAGAUUCUAGUCAACAAUGCCUCUUUUAAUUUAGUUUUUCCUUCUACGAUUUGUACAUACAACAGGGAAGUUCUGUGAGUAGAAGCUUGUUAUUGUUUUAGAUGGAACGAUCCAGUUAAGGAUCGUCCCGGAGACUGCUGGAACAGCUUACCUUGCGCGUCUCAAAUAGCAGACGUGUACGCCUAUUUAUGAUUCUAUACUCGUUUUUUUAGAUGUGUGGAUACUAAUUGAGUAUCGAAUACCUGAUCAUCAAGAACAAGAACCGAGUGUUUGGUUAUUAGUGAGCUGUCUGGUGUUACGAAGGCUACAUGCGUUGCGUCUGU
This is a messenger RNA of Suillus plorans, 1221 nucleotides long. RefSeq names its product peptidase C14, caspase domain-containing protein. The record is from RefSeq and is a predicted model, not a curated record. Gene Ontology annotation, molecular function: cysteine-type endopeptidase activity. Gene Ontology annotation, biological process: proteolysis. The transcript is spliced from 14 exons. The coding region runs from base 267 to 908 and encodes 213 amino acids. Lineage: Eukaryota; Fungi; Basidiomycota; Agaricomycetes; Boletales; Suillaceae.